AUGAACAAUAAACAUUAUCAACCGAAAACAUUUACUAAUAAAAAAGUUAAAAUUCAAAAAGAGAAUGAACCGUUUAAAACUAAACUGGGAACUAUUAAUGUUGAAACUUGCAUUAAUAGACUAAAUUCUUUCCCUGAUACUGAUAAUCUAGAAAAGUUAUUGAAAUUAAAAGAAGAAAGUAUAGAAAUACUUAAAAAUGAACUUAGGAAGUGA
Messenger RNA from Hepatospora eriocheir, 213 nucleotides. The record is from the annotation of a GenBank genome assembly. NCBI's taxonomy places the organism in Eukaryota, Fungi, Microsporidia, Hepatosporidae.